UUUCUUUUUUUUUUUUUUUUUUUUUUUUUUAAGAUUUAUUUAUUUAUUUUGUAUAUGAGUACACUGUAGCUGUCUUCAGACACACCAGAAGGGGAUAUCAGAUCCCAUUACGGAUGGUUGUGAGCCACCAUGUGGUUGCUGGGAAUUGAACUCAGGACCUCUGGAAGAGCAGUCGGUGCUCUUAACCACUGAGCCAUCUCUCCAGCCCACGCGCGCGCUUUCCAAACACUCAUACACAUAAAAUAAAAUUUUAAAUAGAUAAAAAGAGGCCAGCAUGGUGUUAUACAGUUUUUAUACCGGCACGAGGCAAGGCCCGAAGAUCUCUGACUUCGAGGCCAACCUGGUCUAGUGAGUUUCAGGCCGGUCAGGAAUACGCAGUGAGACCCUGUCUCAACAAAGAAAAGCAAAUAUUGUGGAUAUGAUGUAGCUCCGUGUCAGAGGCCUGUCUAGCGUGUUCAAGGUAGCCUCUCAAAAAGAAAAGAAUGUAUUCAUACAGGAAACUGAGUCUGAGAGGAACAGAAGGGAACAGAUGUUCCUGGAACGCAGCACACACAGGAUCCUCACAAGCGAACACUUCUGGAAACCAUUAUAUUUCGAAGAGAUUUAACACUCAGACACCGCCUAGUGACAAGCGGGCGGGACUAAACGGACGCUGGAGAGGGGCUAGCCUGCAGAAACCAGGCCCUUGAAACUCAAGGCGGGGCCGAUAGGUAGACGGAGCAAAUAAAUGUCCUCCCCCAACCUGUACGUAACUAAGGUACGUCAACAUCACUUCCGGUGUGGUAGUUGAAGCGGGAAACAAAAGGAGACGGAAGACGCAUGCGUUAGUGAGUCCCGGAUUCUGGUGGGUUCUUCCGCUCAGGUCUGGGGAAGCGCUUCCGGGUCGCCGCCGGCUGCCGGCUCUUGGCGCGGUAAGUGCGGAAACAAGACUACUGUCGUCUCCUUGCUUGUUCUUUCUUCCGGCUUUCAGAGAAACCUAGUUCCUUUGACUCGCCUCCCUAGCAGCUCAUUUUCCCCUUUUUUACUCUUAACGACAUCCUACUCAUUGGCCGCUUCCUAGAGUCUAAGCCCCACCCAUCACACAUGUUCCGUCAUGCAUUGGUUUCACUUCCUGUCACCCAGCAUUUCUUUCAGUUAAUUGGCUUCAGCCAGGCCGCGCGCAUUUUGCGAUUAGCAUCCCUAUAAGGUCUAAAUCCUGAUGAAGACCCGCCCCUGCCUCCUUCUUGUUGGUCAAUCUUGCAGUCAUUAUCAUAAUGAGCAAAGAAUGGGCGGUGAUGAGGAAACUGAGGCCCAGAGAGGUUAAGUGUAUUGGCCAAAGUCAAACAGCUAGUAAGUGAUGGAGCCAGGACUCAAACUCAGCUUAGGAGCCAUGUCCACCUUGUUCCCUUCACUCUUUCCUCGUGUGACUGAGACACUGUGGUUUAAUCUGGAUCGACCCUGUGUGGAGGAGACAGAGCUGCAGCAGCAGGAGCAGCAGCAUCAGGCCUGGCUCCAAAGCAUCGCAGAGAAAGACAACAACCUGGUACCCAUCGGCAAGCCUGCCUCCGAGCACUAUGAUGACGAGGAAGAAGAGGAUGAUGAAGAUGACGAGGACAGUGAAGAGGAUUCAGAAGACGAUGAGGACAUGCAGGACAUGGAUGAGAUGAAUGACUAUAAUGAGUCACCUGAUGAUGGAGAGGUCAAUGAGGUGGACAUGGAAGGCAACGAACAGGAUCAGGACCAGUGGAUGAUCUAGGUAGAGCAGCCAAGGUGGCCUCAGACUGACUCCAGACCACCUCAGCCUAUUUUGCAUCCACAGCCUCAGCCCCUCAGCCUGCAGAACCAGCUUGUGGCCAUAGUGCCUAAAGCUUCCCUUAGGCACUUUGUCAGCUGCUGCCAGGACAAGGUCUCCUUGGGCCCUUCCAGGCCACCAGUCUUCCCUUGAAUCCCAAGAGCCUGAGCCCAUCCCACCUUCCUGGCUGGUACCUCACUCACUCCUUGGUUGCCAGGUGUGGUCCCUUUCUAUCCCUCUUUAAUAAAGACACAGGACUGAUUCUUUCCCCAA
Messenger RNA from Rattus norvegicus (Norway rat), 2044 nucleotides. It is a transcript of the gene Anapc15, whose product is annotated as anaphase promoting complex subunit 15. NCBI's taxonomy places the organism in Eukaryota, Metazoa, Chordata, Mammalia, Rodentia, Muridae. Gene Ontology annotation, biological process: regulation of mitotic cell cycle spindle assembly checkpoint; protein ubiquitination. Gene Ontology annotation, cellular component: anaphase-promoting complex. The record is from RefSeq and is a predicted model, not a curated record.